AUGCAUAUCGAUGCACCAUGCGAACUUAAAGAAAGGCUAUCUUAUAUAGAUGCUAUGAAAGCUGUCAUUGAUAACGAAUGCCAUGCAGGUUGUCCAUAUCAAUUAAAAAAAAAUCCAAAUUUAGGGGGAACAAAAUUAAAAUUCAGGUGCAGUGCAGAUAAAUGUGAAGCAUGUAUCUCAUUUCUAAAGGAUGAUGAAGAAUAUAUCCUAACAGAAUAUAAUGGAACACAUAAUCACAAUCAAAUCAAAGAUGAGACAAAGAAAUACCACACAUUAUCACAAUGCUAUCGUCGGGUACUUAUUAAUUUUAUAAAACAGGGGGGUGAUCCGAAAAUGGCUCAAAUUGAAUGCGACAAAAAACUUGAUCUGGAUGAUCCACUUAACAGGCCAUCUUUUUUGAAUGCAUCUUCAGAUCAAAUGAAAACAAUUCAGGAAAAAGGAAAUAAAAAGAUCAAAGGUAUUCAAAAGUACGAUGAUAAUCAAUUCAAGUCAACUCAAUUAUUUAAGGGUAUCAAAGAACAAGAGUCACCAAAAGAUUUAAUUUAUUUCGAUGUCGAUAAUUACAACAAACCAAAGAAAUUAAUCUUUUAUUAUGCUUCUUUCAAAUUUCUGGACAUAAUCAAAAUUGUGAAAGAGCAUUUUAUUGAUGCAACCCAUUCAUUACUUGAAUUUAAAAUGUUGUUUUACAUGAUAUCAGCCAAAUUUCCAAAUACACAUGCAUUCCCAAUUUUUCAAUUUGUCGUUUAUCCAAACACUUCAGAAAAUAUUGCAUUCUGUCUCAAGGCAUUUUUUAACUGGGCAAAAGUAAAACCAAAAUAUUUUAUGUCAGAUUGUGCACAAGAAAUCGAAAAUGCGAUUAUCAACUCUUUUCCAGAAGUUAUCCUUCAUUGGUGUGCAGUUCAUGUAAUGAGGGCGUUCAGAAAAAAUUUGAAAGAUUAUGCAUUUGAGA
Trichomonas vaginalis G3 is the source of this 949-nucleotide messenger RNA. RefSeq names its product MULE transposase domain-containing protein. The record is from RefSeq and is a predicted model, not a curated record. The transcript has a single exon. The annotation marks the transcript as partial. Lineage: Eukaryota; Parabasalia; Trichomonadida; Trichomonadidae.